AUGACGAUUCCUCCAGGAUUACAUAGAUCCAAAAACAACCAAGCUUGCCGUCUUAAUAAGUCUCUUUAUGGCCUCAAGCAAGCGAGCCGCCAAUGGUACAGUAAAUUGUCUGAGGCUCUUCUGACUCUUGGUUAUAUACAAGGAAAUGCAAAUCACUCCAUGUUUACUCGAAAGGUUGGAUCCUCAUUCACAGUGCUUUUGGUCUACGUAGAUGAUGUUGUACUUUCUGGUAAUUCCCCAUCUGAGAUCACACGAGUGAAAGCUUUUCUACAUGAGAAAUUCAAAAUAAAGGAUCUUGGUCCUCUGCGCUAUUUUUUGGGCCUUGAAGUUUCUCGCACUUCACGUGGAAUUCAUCUCAACCAACACAAAUAUGCAUUGGAGAUCCUCUCUGAUAUGGGGAUGCUAGCAACCAAGCCCAGUUCUACUCCAAUGGAGCCAUCUUCUCGUCUCAGUCGCACCACUGGGUCCCCUCUGAUAGAUGAGUUCUCUUAUCAUCGCCUAGUUGGGCGCUUACUCUAUUUGACAACAACGAGACCAGAUUUCUGCUUCGCUGUUCAACAGCUUUCUCAAUUUGUAUCUUGUCCUCGUGAUGCUCAUCAUCAAGCUGCACUUCGUAUUCUUAAAUACUUAAAAGGAGCACCAGCUUCUGGACUUUUCUUCCCUUCGUCUCCAGAUAUCCAGGUUCGUGCCUUUGCUGACUCCGACUGGGCAUGUUGCCCUGACACUCGCCGGUCAACUGCAGGUUUCUGCAUAUUUUUUGGAUCUUCUUUGGUCGCUUGGAAAACGAAGAAGCAAUCAACUGUUUCUCGUUCCUCAUCUAAAGCGGAGUAUCGAGCUCUUGCCAUUCUCACCUGUGAAAUCCAAUGGCUCCAACAUUUGUUUCACGAUCUGCAUAUUCAAUGGCUUAAACCAGCCUCUGUUUUUUGCGACAACAAAUCGGCCAUUUAUCUUGCCCAUAAUCUAGCCUUCCACAAGCGCUCCAUACACAUCGAAAUCGACUUUCACAUUACUCGCGAGAAACUUCAGUCAGGUCUUUUGCGACUACUUCCAGUGACAUCCUCUGACCAGUUGGCCGACAUGUUUACCAAGUCUCUUCCUCCGGCAGUCUUUCACACAGCUCUCUUCAAGUUGGGCCUUGUUAACAUUCACGGUCCAACUUGUGAGGGGGUAAUGAGGACAAGCCAAAAUCCAAGCCCAGACAAUAAAGGCCCACGACCUUCAGCUGAUACAAACAGUCCAACCAACUCAGUUUCCACGUCAGAUGACAGUUGCAUUAUGCCAACUAACCAUAACAGAACGAAUGUAGUUUGUUAG
Molecule: messenger RNA, 1314 nt
Organism: Gastrolobium bilobum
Lineage: Eukaryota; Viridiplantae; Streptophyta; Magnoliopsida; Fabales; Fabaceae
Exons: 1
Coding region: 1-1314 (437 amino acids)
Source: RefSeq, a predicted model, not a curated record